UUACCCAACAUAAUAUUUCUGAUUUCCUUACAAAAUAAUUAAACAGUUGUAGAAUUAUUACUUCAACACCCAUUAUCCCAUUAACCUUUUAUUAUAGUGUCUCCUUGCUGGCAAAUAAACUGAACAGUUUUUUGGAUCCAAUGAAAUCAGUUUUAAAUUGAUCUAUUUAAUUGUUCACGUUUUUUUAUGAUGGCUUCCUAAUAAGUUUUAAGCAAAGUUGUGUCGGUAAAGAUGCAGCGUAAACCAGGAUUCCCUAUUGCGAACUGCAAUAUAAAAAUGCCCGAUAGCUCAAUGCCUCCAGAAGUAGCAGGGGAUGAUGAAUGGGACCCUCAACAGAGACGGCAGCAACUCAUAAAUUUUGGUCACUCUCAAUGGGGCUUUAAUAAUUGGAAUUGGACGGUCACCAAGCAGGACUUGGAUUUUGUUGAAUUAAUUAAUGGCAAAUACACUGCUGGAGUGGCUGCAUUUAUUAAUGUUACCAUUAAGAGUUUUGAUAUCCAUCGGGAAAAUGUUGGAUAUGCAACAUCUAUUGGUAUCACUAAAGGCUCGGCUAUACAUAGAGCCCGUAAAUGUGCUGUUACAAAUGCACUCCGUGAGACCUUAUUAAGCUUUGGCGGAACAGUGUCCACAGAGCUCAUAGAGUUACUGGAAACAAACAAAGUAGAAGUGCCAAUGCCAGAACCAGAUAUUCAAAUACUCAAACCAACUGAACCCAAAAACUUAGCUCGUAAAGAAGAGACAAAUGGAACAAUUGCUAAGAAUAUAUCCAGCGUGCCGAGCGUGACUCCUGUACGUGCGCCGCCACCGGCGAUCAAGAAUGCUGUCAACAUUCCACCCCCCAUAGCCAAGGCCCACCCAAUGCCUGCUAAUCUGCCCCCAGCAGCCAACAGGCCCCCUUUGGUCCCGCGCCCACCGCCGCCCCCCCCAGCUCCCCACGUGCGACCGAAUAACGUAAGUUUUAUCCUCCCAGUGAUGGGAGGCAUGGUACCCCCCAUGUAUCCUCCGCCCCCGCGAAUUCCCCACACACCAACCAUGUACCACAACUACUACGAAUACCCAUGGCACUUUUACGAAACAUACGACCGUCACCAUGGUAACGUUAAUUUGAACUUCAACAUGCCGCCUAAGAAUCUGGUCGUGAACAGCCGGUCGCCGGUAGAAUGCAAGAAUGCGUGCAGACAGGGUCCAAACGGGCCUGAAAUGGAUCCAAAUUAUCUUCCACAGAAUCAAGGCUGUUGGAUAAAGCCCACCAUCUUCUAUGAUGGCUUCUGGACGGAGCAAAAGGUUAAGAAGUGGGUUGCCGAACAGGUUGAGAAACAGUUCCCAGAAGAUGGUUCUAAGCCUUCUUCACCUAGUAGUGGUCCAGAACCGACCGCGCCCAAAUCAUAAGCAUUUGUAUUUGUAUACUGUCCAUUUGCCAAUUUUCACAUUUGUUCGUUAAUGAACAUUAAUUUUUGCUCAUGACACAUCUUUCUCUUAUACAGCGGUAUACAUUUUAGCGUAUAUUCUCUAAACACGCGUUUCGAACUUAGUAAUUUACACUUAGAGUAAGUAUAUUUUUACUGAAAUACACUAUUUUUUAUCGAUUUUUUUAUUGUUACUAGUUCAGUAGGAUCUGGGUAUUAUUGAUGCUUGGCGUUUAGGAAUAUUAUUUAAGAGUGAUUUUAGGCAUUAGUGUAAAAUUUGAAAUGUUAAAAAAUAUGUAAUUAUAUAAUACAAUAAUUCCCUUUUAUGUAUAUUUACUUGUUUCUCUAAUUCAAAAGGUACGUAUCUGUUAAGCAGUUCCACUAAAAGUAAUUACUUACCAUAAGUCAUACCUGACAAUGUGUUUUCAGUAGAAUAGCUGAUAACUUAAAAUGUCAACUAUAUUCAAACAGAAUUUACUGUCCAAGUUCAUCAUAAAUGUUCUAUCAGGAAAAACAGUAAAUGCCUAAUACUAUUAUGUAAAAUAAAAAGGUAUAUAUUUCUGUUAAUUGCAACAUGAACUUGGCAGUAUAAAUAUGAAAGACAAAAAUCUUAACAGUCUGGACUAGUAAAUGUUACAAUUAUCAGUAGUAUUCCAAUUUCGGGCAUUAUCACUGUAUUUUUAUCCUUUUUUAAUUUCUAUAAAAAAUCUUAUAUUUAAUAUAAUCUAAACCAUAUAUUUUAAUGGUUUGAUAGAUAUUUAUUCCCUUCAUUAAAAAUAAGUGAUAAAUGCAGAUUCUAGCUAUAAAUGAUAGAAUUACAAUAGGUAUUAUAUUGUAUGGUAUCAUUAUUAAAUACAUGUUUUAUUAUAAUAAUAAAUU
Pieris brassicae (large cabbage white) is the source of this 2285-nucleotide messenger RNA. Its product is annotated as DNA repair protein RAD52 homolog. The record is from RefSeq and is a predicted model, not a curated record. Gene Ontology annotation, biological process: double-strand break repair via single-strand annealing; double-strand break repair via homologous recombination; mitotic recombination. Bases 232 to 1389 code for a protein of 385 amino acids. NCBI's taxonomy places the organism in Eukaryota, Metazoa, Arthropoda, Insecta, Lepidoptera, Pieridae. The transcript has 4 exons. Gene Ontology annotation, cellular component: nucleus.